AUGUUUUACAUUGCUGUUAUAUUCACAUGUGUGUACAGGGAAGGCAUGAUAGACACGGUAGUUCCGGUCUUCAGGGUAAGGAGAGACACUGAAGAAGUUCUAGAUGUCAGUAACUCGUACUUCAUCGACCACAUUGGAAGGGUCUAUCACUCGUGGAAUAAUUACCUGGAAGAGAAUAUCUGGAAUGUCUGCUGGAUUUGCGUCCCUGAAGGGGGGAUAUAUAUCAAAGGAAAUGCUGACGAGUGCCCGCAGUUUUACGAUCAAACGGCCAGAGGCGACCUGACAGAAUUUCUGGACAAAAUGGAUAGUGUUCUGAAAACGUCCUCUUCUCUUGGAAUGGUCACUGGUCUGGGUAUGACCUUCUUCCCACAAACAGCCGUGAUUGGCGCUGUUGUGAUUCUGGGCAGCAUUGUGGUCAAGACCACCAGAGCAGUCUAUGACACAGGCAGAAGCAUCGGCAUAUUAGCUGACCGUUUCAGACACGACCAGUCCGUGGGCAUGGAAAAUGCAGAGGCAAGAAUGUGCUGGCUGAAUAUUCUCAAAUCAAUAGCCGCCAUUACUGGUGUAGACCCUAAAAAGGCGCUGUCGCAAGCUGGGGUGUUUGGCACCCCAGUGAGCGAAGAGAUAAGAGCCGUCUGCAUUGGAUUGGAUAUGGCCAUCAUAUCUACCUGUGGUCUGAACGUCUUGUCAUAUGCCAACGAACUGAGCAAAACAGCAGGAAUCACUGCCUUGGAAGCCAUGCAAUUCUCGACCUGCAUAUUUUUCCUGACACAUUCAGACAUCUCUUUGGAAACUGCCAAGGCCAUCAUCAGGGAAUCCAAGGAGACCUACUUCAACAAAAUGAAUUCAAACAAAUUUCCCAAUAUAGAGGAUGCCGACGGGAGUCAACGCAAAGAACUUGGUGACGAGACCUGGGAAGUGAAGACAAUACAAAGGAACACUGAAUAUGUCAAGGAGAUUAAGAGGAUCAGAAAUGCUGAGGAAUUCCUGGCCGAAUUCGAAGUGAGACCAGAGGGGCAAUACAUUGCCACCCAGAAGUGUUGAAAUUGACUCAAAACUUUACUUAAAGAACUUGAAAUUUAAAUCUGGUAAACUGGAUAUUAACUAGCGGCCAGCCACCAUGUUAAAAUCCAUGCGGGAUUGUUAUAGUAGAUUCACAUCAACUGUGCAUUUGAUAUCUAGGCCAGUCCCUUACGACGCUCCUGAUUGGCUGUUGAUAAACCAGUCACACGGCUGGAAACUCUCAGUCUCUCGAGAGAGGUCACAUACGAAGGACGUACAUUUCACCUCUCCUGAGGGAUACUUUUGAAAGACUUAUCCAUCAGGAGACGUGGAACAUAUAUCCUGCCUAUGCAAACUCUCGAGAGAGACUGAGGGUUUCUAGCCCCGUGAUUAGCUUAUCAACAGCCAAUCAGGAGCGUCGUAAGGGACUGGCCUAGACAUCAGAUGCACGGUUGAUGUGAAUGUACUAGAGUAGUCUGACUAAUAUUUAACAAUUUCAAAGAAAAAUAGUGUUUCUGACAGGAAUAAAAAACCCCUUUGAAGGGGAAGAUCAUUUUGUUUAAAAAAUGUAAUCGCAAAUUUAAUAAGCACUGGUGAUCCCUUCAAUAUCUAUAGUUAUAAAAUUAACACUGGUAAAGAUGUUAAGCUUUGUUAAAAUCAUUCAUAGAAGCUUCUCUUGAAUUACCUUCUCAUAUCUUUGCUUUUCUCCUUAAGUGAUAUAUUUUUUCACUGCACUUUCAUUUAUUCGUCUAUUAGAACAUUCUGUAUGAUUAUUUUGUCGAAAUAAAAUAUA
Messenger RNA from Macrobrachium nipponense, 1795 nucleotides. RefSeq lists its product as uncharacterized. The transcript has a single exon. Lineage: Eukaryota; Metazoa; Arthropoda; Malacostraca; Decapoda; Palaemonidae. The record is from RefSeq and is a predicted model, not a curated record. The coding region runs from base 1 to 1044 and encodes 347 amino acids.